Rhinichthys klamathensis goyatoka is the source of this 1976-nucleotide messenger RNA. It is a transcript of the gene ptgs2b, whose product is annotated as prostaglandin-endoperoxide synthase 2b. Gene Ontology annotation, cellular component: neuron projection; cytoplasm. The record is from RefSeq and is a predicted model, not a curated record. Bases 99 to 1919 code for a protein of 606 amino acids. Gene Ontology annotation, biological process: cyclooxygenase pathway; response to oxidative stress. Gene Ontology annotation, molecular function: prostaglandin-endoperoxide synthase activity; oxidoreductase activity, acting on single donors with incorporation of molecular oxygen, incorporation of two atoms of oxygen; heme binding. NCBI's taxonomy places the organism in Eukaryota, Metazoa, Chordata, Actinopteri, Cypriniformes, Leuciscidae. The transcript has 10 exons.
UAUAACUACACCUCUCUCACUCGAAAGAUAAUUCAUUCUCUGAUCUGAACUGGAGAGGAAAGACCCAAGACAUAGGCCUACCAAUACACGCCACUGGAAUGAAUAGUUUGAUAUUAUUUAUUCUUUUGCACCUGGGGUUCAUGGUUUGCCAAGGAGCCAACCCCUGUUGCUCUCAGCCAUGUCAGAAUCGCGGUGUCUGUACUGAAAUGAGCUCCGACUCGUAUGAAUGUGACUGUACACGCACUGGAUUUUACGGUCAAAACUGCACAACACCCGAGUUUCUCACAUUAGUUAAAGUUUAUCUGAAGCCUUCUCCCAACACGGUGCAUUACAUUCUCACACACUUCAAAAGCUUGUGGAAUAUUGUCAACAAAGUGUCGUUUUUGAGAAAUGGCAUAAUGCGAUACGUGCUAACAUCACGUGCCCAUUUGAUUGACAGCCCCCCUACAUUCAAUGCUGACUAUGGUUACAAAAGCUGGGAAGCCUAUUCCAAUCUCUCCUACUACACUCGUACACUGCCUCCUGUCGCCAAUGAUUGCCCAACACCAAUGGGAGUCGCAGGCAAGAAAGAGCUGCCAGAUGUGAAGCUGCUGGCUGAGAAACUGCUUCUCAGGAGGAAGUUCAUCCCAGACCCUCAACGCACCAGUCUUAUGUUCGCUUUCUUUGCCCAACAUUUUACUCAUCAGUUUUUCAAAACUGACAUGAAGAAAGGUCCAGCUUUCACAAGAGCCCUGAAUCAUGGGGUUGACUUGGGUCACAUAUAUGGACAGGAGCUUGAACGCCAACACAAGCUGAGACUUUUCAAGGACGGAAAACUGAGAUAUAAGAUUCUGGAUGGUGAGGUUUAUCCUCCGACAGUCAGUGAGGUUCAAGUAGACAUGCACUACCCUCCUCAUAUACCUGAGUCCCGACGUUUUGCCGUGGGUCACGAGGCCUUUGGACUGGUUCCUGGACUCAUGAUGUAUGCCACCAUCUGGCUACGUGAACACAACCGAGUGUGUGAUAUACUAAAGCAGGAGCAUCCUGACUGGGAUGACGAGAGGCUGUUUCAGACCGCACGGCUCAUCCUUAUUGGUGAGACGAUCAAAAUUGUGAUUGAAGAUUAUGUCCAGCACCUUAGUGGAUACAAUUUUAAGCUCAAGUUUGAUCCUGAACUUCUCUUCAACGAGCGUUUCCAGUACCAGAACAGGAUCUCCUCUGAGUUCAACACCCUUUACCACUGGCACCCCCUUAUGCCUGAUGAAUUUCACAUCCAGGAUGAAGUCUACAAUUACAAGCAGUUUCUCUUUAACACAUCUAUACUGACAGACCAUGGCGUCAACAGCUUGGUUGAGUCCUUCACCAAUCAGAUAGCUGGAAGGGUGGCUGGAGGGCGUAAUGUUCCACCGGCUGUAUUAAAGGUGGCCAUAAAGUCAAUUGAAGACAGCAGGCAAAUGCGCUACCAAUCUAUCAAUGCCUACAGGAAACGUUUCAACAUGAAGCCAUUCAAAUCCUUUGAAGACAUGACAGGAGAAAAGGAAAUGGCUGCUGAACUUGAAGAGAUGUACGGAGACGUGGAUGCUGUGGAGCUUUAUACUGGUCUACUGGUUGAGAAACCCAGGCUCAAUGCCAUCUUUGGGGAGACCAUGGUGGAGAUGGGUGCCCCCUACUCCCUCAAAGGACUUAUGGGAAAUCCCAUUUGUUCCCCUGAGUACUGGAAACCAAGCACAUUUGGUGGCAAAGUGGGCUUUGAGAUUAUAAACACUGCCUCUCUGCAGAAUUUGGUUUGCAAUAAUGUCAAAGGGUCCUGCCCUAUGGCGUCCUUCUAUGUGCCUAAUGUAAAAGAUUCGGUACCAACCACUAUUAAUGCAAGUACUUCCCACUCAGAUCAAAACGUAAACCCAACAGUUUUACUAAAAGAACGGACGUCUGAGCUCUGACAGAUGUAUUCUGUAAGAAAAUGUAUUAAUUAUUUAUUUAUUUAUUUAUAGGAUAUU